UGAAAGAGUCAAUAAAUGGUUAGUAUCAUUUAUUAUUGCAUAGUAUUUAAAAAAAAGUUUGGGUUCGAGGCUACCCCCACUACUAGACUCGUCCGUCGCUUCCACAUUGGCCGCCAUUCUUGUGCUACCAGUGAGUGUGAUUACUACGUACAUCGGAACCUCUCCCAGAGUUUCAACAGACCAGACUACUGUCUACAGAUCGAGGCCAUGAAGUCCAUCAGCGUGAGAGUCAAGGCCAGGAUGGCUGCCAGAGCAACUCCCAGUAACGUCAAGGGGAGAAGCCAGCCGGCCCAAGAACAGCAACGUCACGUGGCGAAGUUUCUUGUCCUGCCGAUACGUCAUCCUGUAUGUGAUCCAGCACAGCCCGCCCGCUUGACCAUCAGGGACACCGUGCCGAACGACCUUCGAAGAUUGGCCUUCACCCUCGGCAUGUUUACCCCACAUAUUCUUGCUCUUUUCUUGGCGUUGUCCUUCCUCAUUUUCCCACCUGUUGCUGACGUAGAUACCCUGAAACUGCAAAUGGCGUGUUUUCCGCUAAAGAUGAACAUGACUGAGAUUGAAGGUGCCACUAUGCCUGACUUCAACGGUAAACUCCCACCCGUGGUCUACGGCGAGCCUGAAGUCCAAACCUGCCUCAACCAAAGCCACCACCCAGGCGAUAUCUGCUACAUGCAAAAGGUGACUUUCCAGGUGCAAAAGGAGGUCAUGAACUCUGUGUCCACUAACAAGACCAAUGAUUUCAACAAAAUCUGGUAUCGCAACGAAAUGACCCGCUACUACAACUACCAUUGUGCUCCUGGAAUCAACGUGUCUCAGAAGUUCUUCUACUCUGUAGUGCUCCUCCGGUCCCGCAUCAGCACCAACAUCUACAGCGAUUUCGACAUUGAUAACGACUCUUUCUUGAUGAGGCUGCGCGUAACUUUCAAGGAGCUUUACCUUCCAGACCAGAUCUCCUUCUAAACGUUGGAGAUCAAGCCUAUCUACAUCCCAAAAUUGAACAUAACAAGUUUUUUUAUUUUGGGUCUUGUUUAUUAUUGCAUUAUUAUUUAUGAUAAUACAUUAUUUUUUACAUUUAUCAAUGUGGUGGAGGGAUUUUGUUAUGUCAAUGGGUUUUUAUAAUGCAUUAAUGUUUUACAUUUAUCAAUGUAGUGUAGGUUUUGUGUUCUUUCAAUAGGGUUUUUUAUAUUGCAUUAUUGUUUUAUAUUUAUCAAUGUAUUGAAGAGUUUGUGUUCUUUCAAUAGAGUUUUUUAUAAUACAUUAAUGUUUUACAUUUAUCAAUGUGGUGGAGCUUUUGUUCCUUUAAUAGGGGUUUUUUAACUGCAUUUUGAAAACUGUUUUUUAUCUUUAUUCAGGAUGAUUUUUGUAAUAAUACAUUUGUUAAAUAAAGGUUUCUUCAAAUA
Messenger RNA from Homalodisca vitripennis (glassy-winged sharpshooter), 1400 nucleotides. RefSeq lists its product as uncharacterized. Bases 16 to 960 code for a protein of 314 amino acids. The transcript is spliced from 6 exons. The record is from RefSeq and is a predicted model, not a curated record. NCBI's taxonomy places the organism in Eukaryota, Metazoa, Arthropoda, Insecta, Hemiptera, Cicadellidae.